Molecule: messenger RNA, 1596 nt
Organism: Cutaneotrichosporon cavernicola
Lineage: Eukaryota; Fungi; Basidiomycota; Tremellomycetes; Trichosporonales; Trichosporonaceae
Gene: TWF1
Exons: 5
Coding region: 1-1596 (531 amino acids)
Biological process (GO): actin filament depolymerization; barbed-end actin filament capping
Cellular component (GO): actin filament; cytoplasm
Molecular function (GO): actin filament binding; actin monomer binding
Source: RefSeq, a predicted model, not a curated record
AUGUCCGCACAGUCGGGCAUCCGCGUUCCCACCGCCGUCACCGAGGCCUUCUCUGCCGCGCAGCGCGACGCAGAGUCGACCCGUGCUGUCGUGUUCAUGAUCGAUGGCGAGGCCUUCAAGCAUGUCACCUCGAUCCCGCCCAAGGGGAGCUUCUCGGACGACAUUGCACUCCUUCCUGACACGCUGCCGGACAAGAAGACGCCCGCAUCAUUCGCGUACCGCCUCGACUCAAAGUCGCUCGGUGCCUACGAGUGGAUGAUGGUGACCUUUGUGCCUGACAACGCCGGCGUGCGCGCCAAGAUGCUCCAGGCGUCGUCGCGUGCUGGGCUCAUGAAAUCCCUCGGUGCCAAUAACUUCAAGCACGACUGGUUUGCGACCUCGACCUCCGACCUCUCCCCUCACGCUUUCAAGAGCCAUCUGAACCACAUGGCGUCGCCUCCGCCGCUCACUGCGUCCGAGGCAGCGCUUGCGGAGAUCAAAGCCGCCGAGGCUGAGGAGGCGCGCCGCACCGCAGUCGACGGCGAGGUCCACAAGGCGCGCGUCAAGGCUGUCAUCGGCCUCAGCGGCAAGACCAAGUGGCAGGCGGGCGUCCACGAGGCGCUGAGCAAGGCUGCCGAGCGCUCCGACGACGGCUGGAUCGUUACGCUUGAGAUUGACGCGAAGGACACGGCGGCCAUCAACCUCCUCCGCUCGGAGGCAUGCAAGCCCAACGAGGUCGCCUCCAAGAUGCCCGACAAGUCGCCCGCAUACGUUUUCUACUCAUUCCCCACGUCCCCGCCCCCCAAGCCUGUUCGCCCAACUGCGACGCCCUCGGCACCCGCCGCUUCGCGCGACACGUUCCAGGCAACAGCUGGCGGCGUCCGCAACGUCAUGCACAGCGACGCACCCCGCUACGAUGCGGAAGAGAAGGAGGGCGAGGACAAGGAAGAGAACGGCAAAGAUGAUGUUCCAGACAUCACCGGCCUGAAGAUCGCGGACGAGCCAAAGGCUGCGUCGCCGCCCCGCUCGCCGUCACCCGAGCAGCCGUCUAAGGGUCGCGUCGUCUUCAUCUACUGGUGCCCAACCGGCAGCCCGGUCAAGUACCGCAUGGUGUACUCGACCACCGUGCGCGGGAUCCAGCAGGACGCUCAGGACAAGGUCGGCAUGGAAGUCGUCGGCAAGCUCGAGACUAGCGACAAGAGCGACCUGACGGACUCGUCCAUCCGUGACGCCGUACCCGCAAAGAAGUCGGCAAGCCUGAACACUGGUGCGCCCCGCAUGUUCGGUGCACCUGCCCCAGCAGGCCGCUUCGGUGCCCCUGCGCCCGCAAACGCUGGCUUCAACCGGCCUUCUUCGGUGCCCAAACCCUCCUCGCCAGCCGUGUUCGGUGCGCCGGCUACGUUUGGUCAGCCGCGCCCCAUCCGCACCAGCUCCCAGAUGAGCCAGGGCUCCGGCAAUGCGUCGCCUGCUGCUGCAUCGCCGGCGCCCAACGACGACGAAGACGAGUCGGACAGCUCGGCUAGAAUCCAGAACGCGUUCAACGCCUUCGGGCCUCGCGUAGGCGGCGGCGGCAACGGUGGCGGUUUUGCGCGCCCUCGUGGUCCUGGCCGCAGGUAG